UGUGGACCCUAUUGAUCGCUAACUCCGGCGGUAUUUUGCCAGCCAGCCUACGUAGAUAGAUCAUGCAGUCCAUGAUCAUCAUCCGCAGUACACAGUAGUGACCCUGUUCCAUUCAUUCUCCAUGAUCACCAUGGUCGAGGUCUAGCUCUGCAUAUCCAUAGCAAUCAGGAGGAUAUGAUCGAUAUCCCACCGACAUACGUCGGCGUCAUCGUCUCGGUCGCCGGGAACAUCGUCAUCUCGCUGGCCCUGAACGUACAAAAAUAUGCUCAUGCCAGGCUCGAACGGGAAGCCGAAUCCCCACGAUCGACCUCUCCUGCGAACGGACGCCCACCGCCCACAGGCGCCAUCUCUUUGGACGAUAGCGAUGUACAACAAGCUCAGUUCAUCCCUCGGGUAGAGGUUGAGCCGCCAACCCCUUCUACGGAUACGGGAAGAUUUACCGACUUGCAGUUGCAAAAGAAACAUACCGUACUCGUACCCGCUUCGAGGGUGUCUUCCCGUCAUUCAUACAGCCAUUCUGUUGCCCAGACCAUCCGGGAAGAAGACAAUUCGGAAGAUGGGAACGAGGAAAAGGGAGGAGAAAAGCAGACGUACCUAAGGUCGAAGUUGUGGUGGUUAGGAUUACUCUUGAUGGCCGUAGGAGAGUCUGCGAAUUUCAUCUCGUAUGGUCUGGCUGCUGCUUCGGUGGUAGCUCCGUUGGGAACCGUCGCCUUGAUAGCGAAUUGCUUCAUCUCCCCCUUGAUGCUCGGAGAACGGUUCGGCUACCGAGAUGCGGCUGGGGUCGUCCUAGCGUCUCUGGGGGCGGUGACGGUGGUCUUGUCGGCCAAACAACAGGAUCGCGAAUUUGAUCCGGAUGCGUUGGUCUUGGCGCUCAGGCAACCGCCGUUCAUCGGAUAUUGUAUUACCGUGGUCGUCAUCCUCACUGCCCUGCUGGUUCUGACGCACUCGAGCCGGUAUGGCGAGAAAUGGGUGGUUAUCGAUGUCCUCAUUUGCUCGUUAUUCGGCGGGUUCACGGUCUUAUCGACAAAAGCUCUUUCUUCCCUCUUAUCCAGCAUCUAUUUUCAGGCGUUUACGCUCCCGCUGAGUUGGUGUUUGGUAGCGGUUUUGGUAGGGACUAGUCUGUGUCAGAUCAAGUAUCUGAACAAGGCGUUGCAGACGUUUGAGAGCCGGGAAGUCAUUCCGACUCAAUUCGUCUUCUUCUCCAUUAGUGCUAUCGUCGGUUCGGCGGUACUGUACCAGGAAUUCAGGGACCUCACUGCAAGCCGAUUCGCCAAUUUCCUCUUUGGUGUGGCAACCACAUUCGUGGGAGUUUUCCUCCUGACCUACAAGCAGACGCAAGAAGAGCAUGAUGCCAACUCUCAACACGGCUCGAGCGCGGUCGAGACGCCCGGCCUGAGAAGGCUGGAUUCUUUACGAGAAGAAGAACCGUUACUGGUCCCUUCGUCACAAGCCGUACCCACAUACACGGCCCCAACGGCAAUAAGAAGACAGACACUGAGGAAACGAGGAUCUACGACCUCGUUACACCGACAUGGGCUGGUCGGAGGGGGUUACCUGUUGAUCGGGAGUUCCCCACCGGUCAGUGUGCCUCUGGCGAGAAGUUUCGACGGAGGGAGGGGGAGAAGUUCCAGUCGGUCCAGUACGGGUAAUAAGAGGAACCCGUUUGUAGACCGGUCGAAUGUAUGAUUUAUCGAUGGAAGGCAACUAGGGGUUUGCUUAUCGCACGAGUUGUGCUUCGUACUCAUGACCCUGCUACUCACUGCCCAUGGGCUAGAUUGAACC
Molecule: messenger RNA, 1782 nt
Organism: Filobasidium floriforme
Lineage: Eukaryota; Fungi; Basidiomycota; Tremellomycetes; Filobasidiales; Filobasidiaceae
Product: magnesium transporter NIPA-domain-containing protein
Exons: 10
Coding region: 175-1686 (503 amino acids)
Biological process (GO): magnesium ion transport
Cellular component (GO): membrane
Molecular function (GO): magnesium ion transmembrane transporter activity
Source: RefSeq, a predicted model, not a curated record